Messenger RNA from Sinocyclocheilus grahami, 1304 nucleotides. RefSeq names its product stromelysin-3-like. NCBI's taxonomy places the organism in Eukaryota, Metazoa, Chordata, Actinopteri, Cypriniformes, Cyprinidae. The transcript is spliced from 7 exons. Gene Ontology annotation, molecular function: zinc ion binding; metalloendopeptidase activity. Gene Ontology annotation, biological process: collagen catabolic process; extracellular matrix organization; proteolysis. Gene Ontology annotation, cellular component: extracellular matrix. The record is from RefSeq and is a predicted model, not a curated record. Bases 108 to 1304 code for a protein of 398 amino acids.
UAGGCUAUCUGCAGCAGCAGUCGUUCACAGGCAUCGCGCGAGCUUGCGCCGCAGCCUUCUCAGACACUUCCACUUAAAGCAGCGGAGCUCGAAGAUACAGGAGGAGGAUGCGGGUCUCCGGGCUUCUGUCAGGCGCUUUCGCUCUGCAUGUGCUCCUGACCGUGAGAUGCACGCCUUUGCAUGAGGGACGAGGACUCGUGAAGCACAACGAGCCUCCGGGUUUAUCGCAGAUUCAUCAUUCCCUCUCUGAAAAGAGGAGAGACAGGGUCCCCCACCCUCAGGACACCUUCAAACCUCAAGCAUGGCCAAAAGAUGAGCCACAGCUCAACACCCAGCUCAAGAACAGCCCCGGGGGUGCAGGUCCACUGCGCUGUGGCGUCCCAGACUACCCUGACCAGAGAGAGGUGCAUCUCAGCAGGCACCCCCGACAGAAACGCUUUGUGAUUUUUGGAGGACGCUGGCCAAAAACUGACCUCACUUACAAAAUCCAGCGUUUCCCAUGGCAGAUGAGGGAGGAUAAAGUAAAGCGGGUUUUACAGGAAGCUCUCAAGGUUUGGAGUGAUGUCACACCCCUCACCUUUACUGAGGUUAUCAGCCAAGAAGCCGACAUAGUCAUUGACUUUGCAAGGUACUGGCAUGGUGAUAAUUUGCCCUUUGAUGGCCCCGGUGGAAUCCUGGCUCAUGCUUUUUUCCCGAGAACACAUCGGGAGGGAGACAUUCAUUUUGACUAUGAUGAGUCCUGGACGGUUGGCAAUGAACUUGGAACUGAUCUUCUUCAGGUGGCAGCACAUGAGUUUGGUCAUGUCCUGGGUCUACAGCAUUCUCUGGAGCCUGGAGCCUUAAUGUCCCCAUUUUACAGCUUCUCUUAUCCUCUCCAGCUCAGUGAGGAUGACAAGAAAGGGAUUCAAUACCUCUAUGGCCCCCGGCUGCAAGCCUCGGUCCAAAUCCCUACAGAAACCAAUGAGAUUAUCACCAGUGCACCUGAUUCUUGUCACACAGACUUCGAUGCUGUGUCUGUAAUCCGUGGGGAAUUGUUCUUCUUCAAGGCCAGCUAUGCCUGGCGCAUCAGGGAGGGCCGUCUGCAGGCGGGAUACCCUGCCCUGGCCUCUCGACACUGGAGGGGCAUUCCAGAGAAUAUAGGCGCCGCCUAUGAAGACAAAAAGGGCAAUAUCUGGUUCUUUGAAGGCUUUGCCGUCUUCAUCAGCCGUCGGCAGUACUGGAGGUUUGACCCAGCUCAGCGUAAGGUUUUGGAAGGUUACCCACGCUACGUUGGUGCAGAUUUCUUUGGAUGUAGCAUGCCAUAA